Molecule: messenger RNA, 7602 nt
Organism: Lethenteron reissneri (Far Eastern brook lamprey)
Lineage: Eukaryota; Metazoa; Chordata; Hyperoartia; Petromyzontiformes; Petromyzontidae
Product: cyclic AMP-responsive element-binding protein 5-like
Biological process (GO): regulation of DNA-templated transcription
Molecular function (GO): DNA-binding transcription factor activity; DNA binding
Source: RefSeq, a predicted model, not a curated record
CAUCAGCCUCUUGUUCCACAGCCAGUAAGGAAGGAUGUAAGAGGGAGGGAUUGUUUAAGUGAUGUUUUUCACUGCUUAACUUUUUUUUUAAUUCCACCACCUCCCCCGCCAAUCCCUGCGGACCGGCACACAGAGUUUGUAGGCGGAAGGUCUCUCUGUCUGCUGCUCUCUCAGUCUUGCCAUCACCACCAUCACCACUAGCAGCAGCGGCAAUAGCUUACACACACAGUGGGGUUAGGGAGGGGGGUGGUCGUGAAAGUAUAUGGUGUUUCAAAAAACGAAGGCAUAUUCCAAGUAGGAGGACAUCAAACUGUGGCGGACUGCAUCGGUGGUUUCAUGUUGGCUACAAAGUUUUGGGAUCAAAUUGUUGUUGUUUGCUGCGUGUGUUGUUUUAACUACGAGAAGAUCGUAUAUACAACAACAACCAAAACAAACACACCCCCCCCUCCCCCCAUCGCGAGAAGAAGACGUGACUUUGAUUCUCCACCAAACUAAGGCUGAGUGCGGCAUGGACUACAGCCACAGCCCAGUGCCGGGCUCCCUGCCGGGGUACAUGCACCUCCCCAACAGCCAGCCCAUGGGCGGCGGGGGCGCGCCAGCUUCGGUGCACGCGGUCCACAGCAACCCCGCCAUGCCUCCGCACCACUCCAUGCAUAUGAACCGAGGAGUGGGGAUGAUGCAGAACGUGCCGGGGAUGCACGGCGCCCACAUGAACUCUGCGUGCCCGCCGACCCCUCCGCACAACCACUCCGAGGCCAAGAUGAGGCUCAAAGCUUGCUUGAGUCAGCAGCAGCAGCCGCCUCCACACCUGCCCAACGGAACCAUGGGGAUGAUGGCACCGGGCAUGGCCGUGUGUGGGCAAACACAGCCCCUACAUCACCAGCCCCACGUGGCUCACCCUGCCCAGCAGCACCACCACCACCACCCGCACCACAACCACCACCACCAACCUCCGCACCUCCCGCAUCACCAGCAGCACCACCACCACCAGCAGCAGCACCACCACCACAACCCCCACCACCAGCACCACGGGCCCACGAUGCAGCAGCUGCCGCUCGUGGCGACGCCGCAGCCUGGCGGUGGCGGCGGCGGCGGCGGGCGGAGACGGAGAGUCCUGGACGAAGACCCCGACGAGAGGAGGCGCAAGUUCCUCGAGCGCAACCGCGCCGCCGCCACUCGCUGCCGCCUCAAGCGCAAGGCGUGGGUGGGCUCGCUGGAGAAGAAGGCCGAGGAGCUGACGCAGACCAACAUGCAGCUGCAGAACGAGGUGGCCCUGUUAAGAAACGAGGUUUCCCAGCUGAAGCAGCUGUUGAUGGCGCACAAGGACUGUCCUGUCAGUAACAUGAAAAAAGCACAGGGCUAUCACGAAGACGAGAGCCCCACGGAGGAGCAGGCGAGUUGCUCGCAGCAGCAGCAGCAGCAGCAGGUGAUUCAGCACGUGUCCUCCGCGCUGACGCAACUCGGCAACCCCAGGACAGAGCUGGCUCGCAUCGGCCAAUCGCAGCUUGGCAUGAGCGUCGUUUCGCAGGGCAUGACCCUGACCAGCUGACUCGGGCCUGCCUGUUGAUUUGCCCUUCGAGGAAGCGACCAAGCUGGGGGGGGAGAGAGAGAACCGUAGACAACGAUUUUAUAUUGAAAAUAAAAUUAGGUUUAUAUUAAUGUACGUGCGUGAACGCAUAGAGUUAUAUCACACACACGCACGCAUGCACGCGCACAAGCUGCAAAAACCAUAAACGGCUGGACAUUCGCCACCAAGCCACUGUGGCUUCGCCACGGCGUUCGUGCCAGGCUAGGUGCACUUCAGAGGCCUUCACGUGAAUUGUUGAAGACUCGCCGGCAGGAGGUCAAUGGACAGGCCCACGUGUUGUGGUUCGACCGACGUGCCAGGCCAGGUGUGGAGUUGGUUACAGGAUGGACCCAUGUGUUAAUGGUUUUGACUGUCUGCGGCGGCUGGUAGAUGCAUUACAUGUUGCUCCCUCGUGUGCCACACAGUAUAUACACUGUGUGUACAUACACGUGUGCAGUGAUUGGUUAACGUGACGACCCCAGUCCCUCACCAAGCCCCACCCUGCAGCCACUCGUGGCCCAUACCAUUCAACGUAACAAUCACUUAAAUCAGAAUAUGUAUUUAUAGUGGACUACGAAGCUCUUUUUCACAGAUGUCCACAGUUGGGGGUGGGUCAGAAAGUUACAAAUAAUAAUAACUAAAAACCGAUAGGGAUGCAAAGUGUAGAAAAGGCAAGCAAAUCACUAAAAAUAAAUAUGUAAAGUAGAUCAAGUGUACAAGUUCAAAUUGCAUUAGAACACCGAUACCCAAGGUUGCACAAGGCAACAACAUAACAGCAAAGCAGUCCCAGACCACACCAAGACAACACACAGUAGUCCCUCCAUGGAGAAAAAUUUCACUGUCGCUACCAAUGGGUAAUGGACAUCGCUCGCACAACGCAAAAAAAAAGUUUAAAUUGCACUUGACACUGGAUUUUUUUUAUUUUGAAAAUGUCACAGAAAGGGCCCAGCCGGCUACGACGGCGUGUCCAUCCACCCAGGCAAAGCGCCCCAAAAACUUUCACGAGCGAGGCUGUCUCAACGCAAUAAGUCGUCGUAAUGAACCGCCCCGAGGUUAUUGUUACCAUUCGCGUUUGAUUUUUGGGUCCGAUCACGGCGCGGAGUAGGAUCGUGUGUGUGUGAUACAUCUUCCUCCCACCGACACGGCCAAUUAACACUUUAACACUUUCCCUCCACCGUUCCGAGACUGUCUGCAAGUUGCGCGGUGGGCGGUGGGGUCCCCGUUCACCGCUGAAUCUCGAAACGCGCGAGCGGUUAAGCGUUAAUUUUAUUUAGAGCAGCGUGGCGUGCUUGUUUUUAGAGGCGUUGUACUGGACUCACCGCACAGAACCGCAGCGGCACGACCACAGCACUAAACGAUAGUUGGCGACAAAACUGUGCCAAACUGCCUCCCCCCCGCAUGGCCUUGUGGGAGCAUCGGUACCAAUAAAGUUACUUCGUUCCUUCCCCACCCCCCCCAUGUCGUUUUGAUGACGUACACGUACGUAAAGGGGUUAAGUCGCGUGAACAAAUGUGCCAAUGUAUUGCCGCUGCGGAUCGUGCUCCAACACCGUCAACUGUGCAGCCGAAGCCCAACUAUUAAGUGCGGCACUUUCAACUCACCUCGACGACUUUGAUUAAAAUCGGCUGUGGUCCGGGCGGAGGAGGGUGUGACACCACCGUAUGCUUGCACGACCCCGACCCAAAGGUCGGCAACGGAAUCGUAAUAUUGGUCGCGAAAGCUCGCGCGUUAAAUUGUCUAUUCUUGGCGGUUUGUUUUUAGCACUUUUUUUACCGUGUUAUAUUUUAGGACUCUAUGGUACUCUGGUAUACGGAUCGUAACUCUUAUACGGCUGAGAGGCAUUAGUGAUAAACUAUGAAGAAAACCAUAGUCGACAUGCAAUAGAUUAAUUUGUGCGAGUCGGACUUUUUAGCUUUUAUACCUUUGCUCAUGGUAUAAGCUCUUGAACUAACGCUCUGUACACACGGUGAACUCUUGAUUAACUGGGGAAUGGAUGGGCCCAAAGACAUAUACAAAAAAAUGACACAGAUAAUGCAAAACUUGUGUUAAUCAGACUUUACAAAGACACUUAGAGUAAGUAACAAGUGAUUUCCCUUAGAAAAUUUGCAUCGAGGCAUUGGUGCGCGUCUGUUUACACGACAGCCCUGAGCCAGCGGUGGAAAUUCGGAAUAUCUGCGGUGGGUGGAGAGUUAUUUAUCCUGGAGUAAUCCGAUGACCUACAAAGCUCUUUUUGUUCACAGAUGUCCAGUCGGGUCACGUGGGCGCAGAGGAAAACCCGUGACGUAUGGGGAGCAAGCAGAUAAAUAGAACUGGCACGCGUUAAGCUAAUUAUCAGAGAUUAUGAAAAAAAUCGAGAGCACGGUUGGUUAACCUUUGGCCCUGACGAUCCGCCCGAUGCAGCAAAUCAAGAGCUGGACCAGAGAACGCCAGAAGUCGAACAGCACAAAGGCAAUGCUAACACUGGUGAGGCAAGGCCAUAAAAAGAAGGCCGUCUCUCUGGUGUAGGCCAAUCAGAUUCAGGGACAAUGCAUACAUUAUCAAAUAAUGUCUGUUUGUAUGUUUUACACACACACAUGGUGUGGUUAAUGCAGACUUGAUGUCUUUUAUUUGCAUAUUUUUAAACCCUUUCCCAUUCCGAGGCAACUGCAAGUUGCAGGGUGGGUUCCCGUUCACCGUUGAAUCUCGGAACGCAUAAGCGGUUAGCGUUAAUUUGAAUUUCGAGGAGGCGUAGCGCCGUUGUUUUUAAAGACUUCGUCCUCACCGCAGAGAACUGUAGCGACACAACCGCACUGCCAUAGCUGGCGCCAAACUGUGCCACUCGCCCUCCCGCCGCAUGGCCUUGGGGGAGCGUCGGUACCGAUAAAGUCACGUUCGUUUUUUCCCUUCCGGUUCCGUUCCCCGAUGACGCACACGUGUAUGACGUACACGUGUAUGACGCACCCGUGUAUGACGUACACGUGUAUGACGUAAUCGGAAGCGUGAAAGCGUUGAAAGCGUUAAACACGUCCUUGUGCUGUUGCCGGAAAGGGUGAAAGCCCAUCUCUUUUUGCCGAUAUCAUGAUAAAAAAUGUUUUUAUAACACCUCCAAGGAUACAAUCGAGAGUUGACUGCGUGUACGCAGACGCGUAAUACACACAGACAGACACGUAAUAUACACACACACACAGACACGAGGGAGGGGCACAGUCGAAAAGGUUUCAAGAGUGGAACGUUAAAAUCUGCACAGGACUUGUCCUUUUCACUGUACUUUUACUUUUCAAUGUAAGUCGCCUAUAUUAAUAUAUUAUUAUUGUACAAAACUGUUGGGGUAAUAUUCAAAGUGGUGGCGGCGGUAUUUUUAACGGUCGCGUUAAAAAAAUGUUUAAGGACAUUUGAGUAUUAUUGUUAUUAUCAAGUCCAAUGUUGACAUCCCCUUGUUGUUAUAAUAUACCAUUAUCCUACCCCCCCCCCCCCCCGUGCGUUCUCGUUUGCAAGGCAUUGAUGUCGUCUCUCUCUGUAUAAACGAUGCAGCACUUACAAGAAAAAAAGCUUUUUUUUUACCGCCUUAAAAUGCCAAAGACUGUCUUGGUUGUUUUUGAAGGAUUUUACUUUGUAUAUAUUGUACAUAAUUGUGACUUGACUUUUGGUUUUACGUAUAAAAAUUACGACAACAAAAGCAUAUAUAUUAAACAAAAAUCCUAUAUUUUGUGCCUGGAAAAAAAAUAUCCAGAAAAACUAAAAAAGCUUUUCAAGUUGGGUUUGCAUCACCGACACAUGGGGCUGGUGGAUAUACAACAGCAGCGCGUCGAAUCGGUGCUUCCUUUCAGCCAGAUCCAUCCGGAACGCCGUUUCCGGCUAUGCAUUUUUUGGCAACGCCACAUCAGUCUCGCCUUAAUUAUUAUUAUUACUAUCAUUAACGUCCUCCGUAGUACCCUAUAUUCCUAUAAACAUGUUUAUAGGAUUAUAGUGAUGUAGGGUGCAGUAAUAUUGGAGUAUGUACAGGUAAGGGCGUAAGCUGGUGGUGGUAGUCCCUUAUGCCGAUAAACCCGUGACUUUCUCUAAUGCAGCGCUGCCUGACAGCUUGCCGGCAAAACAUUGAUUGUGAGAUUCAUCUCCGUGGUGCAGCAGACGCACUCAAUGCUGCGGUGGCCACGCAUCCGCGAAUCGCUAAAGACGUCGUUUUUGUACGUUUCGAAAAAGCAGGCUUGCCCGCGACACUCCCGUGCGAUGACACAUCCACGGCACGCCCCGCGUCGCCCGGUUUGAUAAAAAGCAUCGUCGAGACGGCGAUCGUAUCGUCGCUCGUUUAAGUUCCGCAAAAAUAUUUCGUCUUUUUUUUUUCACUCUCCCCCCUCUCCAGAUAAAGUACUCGUGAAAUAACGGUGAAGUUAACAACGAAUAAUACAGUUCUAAAAUAAUAAUGAACGGACAAUAAUGAAAGUUCUAACCUUAUAAGCACUGGAAUGUACCAGUUGCACGAGAGUGCCGCUUUCUGGCACGAAUCGACCCCGUGACUGCGUCGCGUCGCAUCGAGAAUCAUUUCUAUCGCGGCACAUGCUGGUAUAGACUAGCGCUGAACGAUUUGUGGAAAAUGUCUGAUUGCGAUUUGUCUGACAUUGCGAUUAAUUUUUUUUAAGUCAAGCUUCAGUUCAAUAUUCACUCUGCAAUAGAUUUAAAACGUGGAGCAUUUCCACAUGAUACCAUCCAAAUAUGAAUUGCUCUUUAUAUUGUAAUGCAAGGAUGAGAACUUCCAAUAUUCGAUUCUAACGUAUUUAUUAAAAUGUUUAAUUGAAAUAGAACAAUCAAACUUGGAACAAUUGUUACGUUAAAUAAAGUUCUCAUAAUAAAUAAAACAAUUCCAUUAAGUAAUCGGACUUUUCAAAUCGCAAAAAAUCACAGCCUUUGCAAUUUGCUAAUCGCAUAUUUUCAAAUUGCGAUAUCGAUUUGAAAUCGAUUAAUCGUUCAGCCCUAGCCGGAGGGCCUCAAGCAGAGCGAGUUUGAGAGGGGGGUGGGGGGGGGGGUUCGAUGUUUCUUAUUGGCGAGGGCUCCUCUCCAAUGUCCACCUCGGGUUUACCCCCCCCCCGCCCACCCACCCACCCCCCCCCCUAAUCUCGGUUGACGACGCGUGCAGGUGGACCACUCGUUAGUAAAUUGGAAUGCAAAGUCAUGGACGCCGAAACGGUGAUAACGGCGCAGCCAAUGCCACGUUCUCCGAGUGUGCGAGUUUAUGGGUCCCAAUCCGAGUCUAUGGGUCUCUAUAUAAGUCUAUGGGUCUUUGUACAAGGGACACUGGGGUCUCUACCCGAGUCUACGAGUCCAAAAGCGAGUUUCUGCAUCUCCAUGCGAGCAAAGCGCUGCCGACGACGAUGAUGCAGCUACUGCUAGCACAGUUUAAAAUGUCUCGUGUAAGUCUAUGGGGUCCCCGAGGCGAGCCUGCGGAUCUCUGUGCGAGUCCGCUCAUCUGCGUGUAGGGAACUCUGGGUCUCUGAAUGUGUUCUGGGUCUCUCAAUGCGUUAUGGAUCUGCCCGACUCUGGCUGGCAUUGAGAACUUUCCGAAUCCACCACCUGUACGCGUCCUCACCUCCCCUCCCCAAGGCUGGGAAAAAUACCCGUGGGGGCUCUUGAAAUUCGAAAAAGGUAUCUUGUCGUUAUUUGUGGUUGCCGACUCCUGACCAUGGAUGGAAGUCGAGUUUUCCAUGAGAGUUCACUUUACCAUGGGCAGGGGUCGGCAACUUCGCAGUUCCAGAGCCGCAUGUGGCUCAUUAAAGACCGUUUCGUGACAUCAUUAAGGGCAACCACAGUCUCCUAUUCACGUGCAAUGCGGCUCUUGAAAUAUUUAGUUUGAUUUUACCCAAUUCGAAAAAAAAAGGCUCUCGUUUUUUUUGGCUGCCGACCCCUGAGCUAGCCGUAGUAGACGUAGCGCCACCCGGAUGGCGCUCCCAACAGGAGAAACGUCUUGCUUGAAUAUCUCCUCUUCGUGUCACGCAUUCAUUCUUCGUGUCACGCGUUCUUGCGUUGCCCACGCAAGAACGCGCGGCUAGCGCUGGGUGACCCCG